AGCGCGCUGAGCAGCGAGCAGGAGAACGCGUCCUCGCCCGUCGGCCGGGAGGCCCCGAGCCGGCCCAUGGGGAGCGGGUGUCCGGCACCGGCCAACAGGACCGCCGCCGCCCGCGCCGCGCCGGGUCCGUGAAGCCCAGGGACCCCCCUGGGAGAGCCCCAUGAGGGCAGGAGAGUGAUGGAGAGCACUCCCAGCUUCCUGAAGGACACCCCAGCCUGGGAGAAGACAGCCCCUGAGAACGGCAUCGUGGGACAGGAGCCUGGUACUCCACUGCAGGAUAGCCUGCGCCAUGGGGCACUGUGCCUGGGAGAGCCCGCUCCCUUCUGGAGGGGCGUCCUGAGUACCCCAGACUCCUGGUUUCCUCCUGGCUUCCCUCAGGGCCCCAAGGACACACUCCCACUGGUGGAGGGUGAGGGCCCCUGCAAUGGGGAGAGGAAGACCAGCUGGCUGGGUAGCAAGGAAGGACUGCGCUGGAAAGAGGCGAUGCUGGCCCAUCCACUAGCCUUCUGCGGACCAGCAUGCCCGCCUCGCUACGGCCCCCUUAUUCCUGAGCAUAGUGGUGGCCAUGCCAAGAGUGACCCUGUGGCCUUCCGACCUGUGCACUGCCCUUUCCUGCUGGAGACCAAGAUCUUGGAGCGAGCUCCCUUCUGGGUGCCCACCUGCUUGCCGCCCUACCUAGUAUCCAGUCUGCCCCCAGAGCGUCCAUGUGACUGGCCCUUGGCCCCACACCCCUGGGUGUACUCUGGGGGCCAGCCCAAAGUGCCCUCCGCCUUCAGCUUAGGCAGCAAGGGCUUUUAUCACAAGGAUCCGAGCACUCUCAGGCUGGCAAAGGAGCCCUUGGUCACGUUGGAACCUGGCCUGCUGGGCUCAGCCCCUGGUGGGCACCUCCAGAGAGCCCGAGAGGCAGAAGGCCCUUCACUCCACCUGAGGGAUGGGGAGACAGGAGCUGGCAGGCAGCAGAAUCUUUGCCCACUUUUCCUGGGGCAUCCAGACCCUGUUCCCCGGCCCCCCUGGCCCACUUGUCCCCCAGGCCUGGUUCAUACUUUUGGCAACGUCUGGGCUGUGCCAGGCAGUGGCAGCCUUGGGUACCCCCUGGGGCCACCAGCCACACCCAGGUGCCCCUCUCCUGGGCCUCCCACCACCCAGGGGGGCUGUUGCUCAUCCCACCCACCUGCUAGAGAGGGGGAUCUUGGUUCCUGUGGGAAGUGCCAGGAGGGCCUGGAGGAGGGGACCAGCGGGCCCCGUGAAUCCAGCGAGGCAGUGAGCAAGGUGCCUGGUCCCAGGGCCUGCCUGCCGAGCCACCACACCAAGCUGAAGAAGACGUGGCUCACGCGGCACUCGGAGCAGUUUGGGUGUCCAGGCGACUGUCCUGAGGAAGAGAAGAGUUCAACUGCCCGGCUCCGGGCCCUCAAGAGGGCAGGCAGCCCUGAGGUUCAGGGAGCAGCCCGUGGCCCUGCCCCCAAGCGCCCACCUGAUCCUUUCCCAGGCACCGUGGGGCAGGGGACUGGAGGUUGGCAGGAGGUGCUGGACACAUCAGUAGGGAGCAAGGCAGAGGCAGAACAGCAUGAGGAACAGAAAGGACCCCAAGAUGGCAGGACCAGCCUCAAGGACCCCGGACUUCAGGACAUACCUUGCUCAGCCCUGUCGGCAGGCAUCACUCAAUGCCAAAGCUGUGCCCAGGCAGCUGGAGAGGUGGGCGGGCUGACCUGCCACUCCCAGCAAGCUCGGAGAUUGCCUCUGGGAGGGGAGCAUCAGCAGGAGGAAGACUCCCCGGGCAGCUCUGAGGAGGGAGGAGGGUCUGGCUCUGAAGCUGGACUCAGCAGGGGCCUCGCCAAGCACCUGCUGAGUGGUUUGGGGGACCGAUUGUGCCGCCUGCUGCGGAGGGAGCGGGAGGCCCUGGCCUGGGCACAGCGUGAAGCAGGCCGGGGGCCAGCCAUGACUGAGGAUAGCCCGGGCAUUCCUCGCUGCUGUAGUCGUUGCCACCAUGGACUCUUCAACACUCACUGGAGAUGCCCCCGCUGCAGCCACCGGCUGUGUGUGGCCUGUGGUCGCAUGUCUGGUGCUGGGAGGGCCCGGGACAAAGCAGGCUCUCCGGAGCAGUUCACGGAGGAGUGUGCCCAGGAGGCUGGGCACACUGCCUGUUCUCUGAUGCUGACCCAGUUUGUCUCUAGCCAGGUGUUGACAGAACUGAGCACUGCCAUGCACCAGGUCUGGGUCAAGUUUGACAUCCGGGGUCAUUGCCCCUGCCAAACUGAUGCCCGGGUGUGGGCCACUGCGGAUGGAGGCCAGCAGAAGGAGCCGACAGAGAAAACUCCCUCAACUCCACAACCUUCCUGCAACGGGGAUCCCCACAGGACCAAGGACAUCAAAGAGGAGACCCCAGACUCCACUGAGACCCCAACAGAGGACCGUGCCAGCCGAGGGCCCCUGCCUUGUCCCUCUCUCUGUGAACUGCUGGCCUCUACUGCUGUCAAACUCUGCCUGGGGCACGAGCGGAUCCACAUGGCCUUUGCCCCCGUUACUCCUGCUCUGCCCAGCGAUGACCGCAUCACCAACAUCCUGGACAGCAUCAUUGCCCAGGUAGUGGAACGGAAGAUCCAGGAGAAAGCCCUGGGGCCCGGCCUUCGAGCAGGGCCGGGCCUGCGCAAGGGCCUGAGCCUGCCCCUCUCACCAGUGAGGCCCCGGCUGCAGCCCCCGGGGGCCUUGCUGUGGCUGCAGGAGCCCAGGCCUCGGCGAGGUUUCCGCCUCUUCCAGGAGCACUGGAGGCAGGGCCAGCCCGUGUUGGUGUCAGGGAUUCAGAGAACACUGCAGGGCAACCUGUGGGGGAUGGGAGCGCUGGGGGCACUUGGAGGCCAGGUGCAGGCGCUGACCCCCCAUGGGCCUCCCAAGCCCACAAGCCUGGACAGCACAGCCUUCUGGGAGGGAUUUUCUCAGCCCGAGAUGCGCCCAAAGCCAGACGAGGGCUCUGUCCUCCUGCUGCACCGAGCUCUGGGAGAUGAGGACAUCAGCAGGCUGGAGAACCUGGCGUCCAGCCUGCCCCUCCCUGAGUACUGUGCCCCCCACGGGAAACUCAACCUGGCUUCCUACCUCCCGCCGGGCCUCGCCCUGCAUCUGCUGGAGCCCCAGCUCUGGGCGGCCCAUGGCGUGAGCUCACACCGUGGACACCUGGGGACCAAGAACCUCUGUGUGGAGGUGGCUGACCUGGUUACCAUCCUGGUUCAUGCGGAGGCGCCACUGCCUGCUUGGCACCGGGCACAGAAAGAUUUCCUUUCAGGCUUGGAUGGGGAGGGACUCUGGUCUCCUGGUAGCCAGGUCAGCACCGUGUGGCACGUGUUCCGGGCACAGGACGCCCAGCGCAUCCGCCGCUUUCUCCAGAUGGUGUGCCCUGCUGAGGCAGGUGCCCUGGAGCCUGGUGCCCCAGGCAGCUGCUACCUGGACGCGGGGCUGCGUCGGCGCCUACGGGAGGAGUGGGGCGUGAGCUGCUGGACCCUGCUGCAGGCCCCCGGAGAGGCCGUGCUGGUGCCGGCAGGGGCGCCCCACCAGGUGCAGGGCCUGGUGAGCACAGUCAGCGUCACCCAGCACUUCUUGUCCCCUGAGACCUCUGCCCUCUCUGCUCAGCUCUGUCACCAGGGACCCAGCCUGCCUCCUGACUGCCACCUGCUUUAUGCCCAAAUGGACUGGGCGGUGUUCCAAGCAGUGAAGGUGGCUGUGGGGACAUUAGAGGAGGCCAAAUAGGGGACAUGGGGGUGGGGCGGGGUGGCAGGCAGGUAGUCCAGGUGCUCCAUCUGGUGCAGCUUUGCCUGGCGCAGCUUCAGCCAGGGAAGGUGCCGGGGGACUUGGGGACUUUUGGUCAAUCCCACAAACACCACUCUGGCACAAGCAGGGUACCCCACUCCUCACCCUUGCCUGGGUCCUAACACCCACAACCACAGUGCCACCGAAGAAGCUCGCACUCACCUUUGCAGGCUGGCACCUGCUCCACCCCUCCACCCCGCUCCAUAUUAAGGGUGACUGACUCCCUUUAACGCCUGCACCCCGGCACAGGAGACAAACAGCCCUUCUUUGGGGGACCUCGGGCAUCGUUCUGGCCUAAGCAACACUUCCUUCUGCUGCCUCAUCCCCUGCCGUCCCGCCCUGGCCUCCAGUUCUGCUUAUCACACCUGGGCUCCCUGGCAGCUCUUCCCACUGCAGACCUGCUGGACUGGGGGCCCCCACAAUUCUUCCCUCCUGCCAGAAGAGCUGUGAAGUGUGGGUGUGGGGAGGAGAUGGCAUCAGGGACUGCCUGGCUUGGCUGGAGAGGACACCGUGAUGCCACCCCUGCCCCCUCCUCCUGCCUUCGUGAUUUCCAUUAAACUCUUGUUCUGUGACUGCUGCCAGUGUGGUUGGCCCUGCUCCUGCAGACCACGUGGCCUAGGGAGGGAGGAGAGCCGAGGCAGAGAGGGGGCAGGUGGGGACUGGGGACCCAGUGACAGGGACCUCGAAUACCACUGCCUGCUUUUCUUCUGGGAGUCUGGGUUCCUGGAGCCUCCCAGGGAGCUGCCCCCUGAAGAUGCUCCUGACUGUGACAGCAGGCAAGACACAGUCCCGGGCAUAGCACUGAAGUGGCCUCCCUGGGCAGCACUGGCCUGUGGACUCUGGAGCCCCACUGCUUCCAGCAAACUCCCACCUUCUCCACUGCUGCCCUCCCGUCUGCCCUGACCUGGAGGGAAAUCCAGGAAGCCCUGCCCAGCUGACUACCCUCGGUGGCCACAGUGCCCAAGGCUGAGCUUCACUGCCAUUCUGCUCCCAUCCGCCGUCCCUGGGCCCUUCUGGUGUGGCUCUCCCUCUGCCCUCCCCUGUGUAUCUCAGCCAGCUCUUGGCAGACCUAAUUGUUCCUGCUGUGGUUCGGGGAUUUUUUAUUAAAUAAAAUUUUUUAUUUUAAA
Molecule: messenger RNA, 4922 nt
Organism: Sciurus carolinensis (gray squirrel)
Lineage: Eukaryota; Metazoa; Chordata; Mammalia; Rodentia; Sciuridae
Gene: Hr
Product: HR lysine demethylase and nuclear receptor corepressor
Exons: 19
Coding region: 178-3735 (1185 amino acids)
Biological process (GO): regulation of transcription by RNA polymerase II
Cellular component (GO): chromatin; histone deacetylase complex
Molecular function (GO): histone H3K9 demethylase activity; chromatin DNA binding; transcription coregulator activity
Source: RefSeq, a predicted model, not a curated record